CGGUCCUCAAGAUUAUCAAUCAUUUUGAGUUGCAUCUAUGCGUGCAUGGUCCUCUGCGGUCAUUUUGUUUGAGUUGAAUCUGUGAGUCAAGUAACGUUAGUGUAUGGUAGCAUCCUCUGAAAAACAAGAGAGAAAAUUAAUGGGGGCAGGGCAAUAAGUUGGGGGAUCUUGAGAGUUUAGCUUCGCAGCGGCGGUUUCCUUUGGAAAUGAGAGGAUAGAUAAGAAUCGGAGUUGGAUCAACGUUGCCGUUUGAGCAGCAGUGAGCAAGGGUUUUCUUGAUUUUUCUCCACGCUGAUCACUCUCAUAGGCCAGUCUGAUGCAAGCAUAUCUAUGAGAAGAACAUCUAAUCUCGCAGGGAUGAUGUACGCUAGCUCUGCAGAACAGACAUCCUCCUCACGUUUCUAUAGAACCUUCUUUGAGUCUGUCAUAGAUUGCAACAGCAGCAUUUGUGGCUGGAGAUUCAGAUUUACUGUGGUUGAUAAUAGUCUGUGCCGUUUACUUAUCCUUUUCCUCUGCAGGUUCAAGUCUAAACUGCUCAGGAACAUUUUGUAAUGAUCAAAGGUGCAAAAGAGGAUCACGAUGACCUCUCAGGUGGAGGAAGAAUCAGACAGACUAAGUCAAUUGCCAGGGCACGUGGAAGAACUGAUUCUAUCACGCUUAUCGAUCAGCGAGGCUGUGAGAAACAGUGUCUUGUUCAGCAGCUGGAGGUACAAGUGGACCGCACUUCUCGAGCUCGUAUUCGAUGAUGACUGCAUGCCUUCUUCCUUUGAUGACGAGUCAUCAGCUCCUUCCCUUGAUGACGAGUCAUCAGGGUUGGCAAAUGCGAUCAAUCAUGUCCUACUGUUUCACACGGGCCCAAUAUGCAAGUUCAGUCAGGGUCUCUCACCACUGUUUUUCACCUGUUCGGGAGGUCCCUCGAUGGAUUUCUUAUCUGUCAAGUGUUGGUAUGCUUUUAAGGCACUUGGGAUAUUGCCCAAUCUACGAUUACAGGGCCUCAAUGUAGAAAUAGACUUUGGCAGUGUUGAGGAGAUUUCAACUGCUCUCUACCUCAUGACACGGUUCCCGAAUCUCGAGGAAGUGCGAUUUUCUGCUCAAGUUGGGGGACCAGAAACCGUGGAUACAAUGAGCAACUUCUGGGAAUGUAACCGUUUGCCAAUGUCACAGCUGAAGUUUGCACCAUUUACUGGGAUUCAGGGCACUAUGUUAGAGAUGGGUUUCAUGAAGUUCCUACUUUUGCAAUCCCAUAUGCUGCCAAGGAUGGAAAUUAGAGUUGUAGGUGACGGUGGAGGCCCCAGCUGGAGACACACUUCUUGGCAUUUGAGCGAGCCUCACCUCUAGCCAAGGUCGUGUAUUUGGGCGAUCGCAGCCCUUAUAUUUCUGCUUUUUGGGAUCCUUAUUUGUCCCCGAACAGAUUACUUUUGUGUU
Messenger RNA from Punica granatum (pomegranate), 1425 nucleotides. NCBI's taxonomy places the organism in Eukaryota, Viridiplantae, Streptophyta, Magnoliopsida, Myrtales, Lythraceae. The record is from RefSeq and is a predicted model, not a curated record.